AUGGCAUCCAUCCGACCACGCCCUAUUUCCCUCCGCGCCCUCCAUGGUGCGUCGACAGCGACGCGACCAGCAUGCCGACCCUCCCUCCCACCUUUCUCCUCCUCGUCUACUCUCCCACGAAAAGUCCCCAUCACUCGCAAUCACUCUACAUCAUCCGUCUCUGCCGAUGAGCUCUCCCACUUCUCCGCACUUGCCAGCUCCUGGUGGGAUCCGAUGGGUCCAUCCCGGAUCCUACACCUAAUGAAUCCACUCCGACACGAGUUUAUCGCAUCCUGUCUGGCCGAAAGCCCUCCACCCACAGCCGCCGACACUGACAGCGCAAGCUCCUCAACUGCCGCAAACUUGCACUACAUGGACAUUGGCUGUGGCGGUGGAAUCUUCGCGGAAUCGCUCGCACGCACAAUCCCGCUUGAUCCAUCUGCCGCCGCACCAACGGCGACCCGGGCAGCCUCGAUGACAGCCAUUGAUCCCUCAACAAUGCUGAUCCAAGUAGCCCGCGAGCACGCACGCAUGGAUCCUACCGUGGAUGCACACCUCCGCAGUGGAAAAUUCAAGUACCUAAACACCACUCUGGAAGACGUGCUCGCGCCCUCAUCCCCAUUCACACCCACAUCCACAUCCACAUCCACAUCCACAUCCACGUCCGAACCCACACCCUCCGGUGAUAACGCAUCACACCCCCAAUUCGACAUGGUCACCCUCUUCGAGGUCAUCGAACACAUCGACCCCACAACGACAACACCUCAAGCCUUCCUGGCCAACUGCCUUCGCGCCCUCAAGCCCGGCGGCUGGCUCAUCGGAUCCACCAUCUCCCGCACAUUCCCUUCAUUCCUCCUCAACCAAGUCAUCGCCGAAGCACCCUGGCCGAUCGGUGUUGUCCCGCGUGGUACACACGAGUGGAGUAAAUUUGUGAAUCCGCCGGAACUGCAUGCGUGGGCGCAGGAGGGUUUGAUGCGGGCCGCGGAUUCGGCGACGAGUCGUGGUGGACCGAGUGCUUUGGAUGGUAUGAGAUGGAAGUGUAUGGGGACUAUUUAUGUGCCUGGAUUGGGCUGGAAGAUGGUGCCGGGCUCGGAGAGCUGGGGGAAUUACUUCUGGGCUGUUAAGAAGGGUGUUUGA
Penicillium daleae is the source of this 1116-nucleotide messenger RNA. RefSeq names its product 3-demethylubiquinone-9 3-methyltransferase. The record is from RefSeq and is a predicted model, not a curated record. The transcript has a single exon. Gene Ontology annotation, biological process: ubiquinone biosynthetic process. Gene Ontology annotation, molecular function: 2-methoxy-6-polyprenyl-1,4-benzoquinol methyltransferase activity. The coding region runs from base 1 to 1116 and encodes 371 amino acids. NCBI's taxonomy places the organism in Eukaryota, Fungi, Ascomycota, Eurotiomycetes, Eurotiales, Aspergillaceae.